CUGCUUCUAAACCCCGCACUUUUGGUUCGGACAAAAUCCCUCAGCAUCGGGCAAAAUUUUCAUAUGGGAUCAUAAGGUAUAAUCAGGGGUUAUCGGCUCCGAUCGGAUUGCAACAACAUACAUAAUACCCUUCGCCAAGUUCAAUUCCCCCCCAGAGCUGGUCUCUUCUCGCUGGUCGACUCACCUGUCCAAAAAAAAUCUUCGACAAUGGUUUAUCCCUGUUCAGUGCUUACUACAGCCAUCAUUGCUGUCGGAGUUGCUUCUUCCGCUCUUGCGAUUCCAUUAUCAUCUUCUGCUGCACUCAGUGACAUGGUAUCGAUGCCAGGGACAGCGACAGCACCUUUCGAUCUCAAGCCUGACAUCCAGAUGCCGGUACCUCUUCCUAGCUCAGUCAAUAGUCAUGGCAAAGACCUCGACAGUGUCAUCUUCGACAAUCAUACAGGACUAACUCACCCUACUAACCCUACGGACGUGUUACCCAAGGCCAAGGACCAAUCACUCUCAGCAUCGUCUAGUUUAUCAAGCCCGACACCACCCAUCCACAUAGAGCGACGGGAUACCAUGUCCAAAGAACAAGCCAAAUCGUACUUGAAUGAAUUAGAGGUUCCAAACCGCUGGUCUCUGGUGACAAUUUUUCAGACAAUGCCACUGAGAGCGUGGAAUAUGAAGAAUAAAGAAUUGGAAGGAGUUCAAGGAGAAGAAAGAGGUCAAGGAGUACAUUGAGAAAAAUCAACUCACUGAUCCUGGAGUUCCGAGAUUCUUCGAGGCUUAUUAUUUAUGUGUGAAGGGCGGGUUGUUGGAUUGGUGUAUAGCUUCGGAAUGAUCAAUCAUGGUAGAUACUAUAUUUAUACCCUGUAAUCUGGACUCGUCAUGCUCUGCUUUCGUGUACAAGGAAACACAACAACGGAUAUGAACUUCUGCUGGAUUUAGCCUGCGGGUGGUCACGAUGGAAGAGGAGGAUGGGGACGGAGGGAUGAGGAUAGGGGAAACACUGGUGAACAUUGUUCUACUCGUUAAGGCCCGGCACAUAUAAAGACACGCAAAUGUUCCAAACUGAUC
This is a messenger RNA of Lentinula edodes (shiitake mushroom), 1059 nucleotides long. RefSeq lists its product as uncharacterized. The transcript is spliced from 4 exons. NCBI's taxonomy places the organism in Eukaryota, Fungi, Basidiomycota, Agaricomycetes, Agaricales, Omphalotaceae. Bases 208 to 723 code for a protein of 171 amino acids. The record is from RefSeq and is a predicted model, not a curated record.